AUGGUCUGGUUCGACAACCGCUCUAACGUCUCCUCCAACUCCAACUCCCGCUCCCACCGUCGCCGCUCUCCCUCGCACCGUUCCCACUCCCGCUCCAACUCCAACUCCAACUAUAACUACAAACAACCAGCCCACAGCAUGCCCUCAAACUAUAACAACUAUAACUAUGGCUCGGACUCCAAUGUGAAUGGCUCCAGCGCCGCCCCCGGCCGCAAAAGCCCCUCCACCUCUGUCUACUCCGGCACCACAGCCACGUCCUCUUCUACCCGCCGCCGCGCGAAGCCGCGAAAGGGCUUUGUCAAGCGUGUUGUUCGCACGGUUCGGCAGGUCCUUCAGGACAUCCAUGAUUAUGCGCGGGAGUUCCCCUACCGGACAUUCUUUAUGGUCAUUGUGCCGUUGAUUGCGACAGGGGUGUUGCAGAAGUUGUUGGGAUUUAUUGGGGUUAAGUUGCCCAAGAGGAUCUUUGGGAGGUUGGCGAAGCCGCCUUCAUUUGAUGGGCUGAAGGCGCAUGUUAUUGCGUUGAUUCGGGUUGCCAAGUGGGCUGUUAAGUCUUGA
Aspergillus ruber CBS 135680 is the source of this 555-nucleotide messenger RNA. RefSeq lists its product as uncharacterized. Bases 1 to 555 code for a protein of 184 amino acids. The transcript has a single exon. NCBI's taxonomy places the organism in Eukaryota, Fungi, Ascomycota, Eurotiomycetes, Eurotiales, Aspergillaceae. The record is from RefSeq and is a predicted model, not a curated record.